AUGGAGCAUCCACAAUCCAUCACACUUUAUGCCACACACUUGCUCGCUCUCACAAGUGCCACGAAUGUCACAUCAGAGUGCAAGGGCCUUGAGUGCCUUUCAAUAGGACGACUGUUAUUAGGCUAUCGUGUUUUCGUAUCAAGAGUCCAGCUGGAUCUGAUUGGGAGGAGAAACGAGGAAAUUAAAAAUAUUAUCUGUAUGUUUCUGUGGAUUAUGGACGGCGGCGAUUACCUCUCCGAAGAGAGUGUGCUGCGCUCGUACCCUCUCUACCCGACGAAGAAGCGGAGAUGCUGCAACGUGAACGGAGAUGGAUUCACGAUCAUCACCGCCUGCUUCUGCAUCUUCACCACGGCGCUCACGAUCGCGUUCAUUGCGCAGCUCAAUUACGGCAGCCCGCAGGUCACGCCCCACGGAGCCGUCUCGACCGACGAGGAGGAAUGCAGCCACGUGGGCAUCACCGUCAUGAGGGAAGGGGGCAGUGCAGUGGAUGUUGCCAUCGCGUCGAUCCUCUGCAUGACGGUAGUGCAUCCGCAUGCAGUGGGACCGGGAGGGAGCGGCGUGAUGCUGGUGCACGACCACAAGACCAACUCGUCCACCGUCGUCGACUUCAUGAGCGGCGUCCCUCGCUCGCACCGCGCCGAGGAGGACCAGCCGCCGCCCACAGACGGCAGGAGCAUCGGCGUGCCCGGCCUCCUGCGCGGCCUGGAGUACGCGCACACCAAGUUCGGGAAGCUUCCCUGGCGGAAGCUGUUCCAGCCAAGCAUGACAUCGCGAGAUUGA
This is a messenger RNA of Penaeus monodon (black tiger shrimp), 780 nucleotides long. Its product is annotated as glutathione hydrolase 7-like. The transcript is spliced from 7 exons. The record is from RefSeq and is a predicted model, not a curated record. The coding region runs from base 1 to 780 and encodes 259 amino acids. Gene Ontology annotation, molecular function: glutathione gamma-glutamate hydrolase. Gene Ontology annotation, biological process: glutathione catabolic process. Gene Ontology annotation, cellular component: plasma membrane. Lineage: Eukaryota; Metazoa; Arthropoda; Malacostraca; Decapoda; Penaeidae.